UUUAAAAUAAACACACAGCUAACCGCUAACUGCUAACUGGGCUCGCAAAAGGUGCGAGCGCACUGCGCCAAAAAAAAACACCUUCAAAUAACCCCAACUUGUGAAGAAAGUAAAGUAUAUUUAGCAGCUCACGAAAUCAAAGAAGCUGCAAAAAAAAAAAAUACCGAAAAUGCUGAAAAGUCUGGCGCUGGAAACAGAAGAUUACAACUAAGCGCCGCGGUGAGCUCCUUUCCAGGCACAUUGGUCCAUGUUUGCUGGACCUUUGGGCUCUGGGCUCAACUAACAUGAAGAUGGCCGACUCGGACAAGGCAGAGGAAUUUGUGGAUGCUGAGUGCCCACCAGAGUGCCUUGAUGAAGCACAGUCAGCCACGGGCUCAGCUCAGGACGAGCAUCUAAAAUCAGAGGCCACCACCAGUACCAGCUCGCCGCCGAGGGAAAAGGACGGAGACAGCCCCCUGAACACGGAGGGUGAGCAGAGUCUCCUCUCCAUGCCAUGCCUGAUGAAAGAGCUCCGCCGAGACUCCCCGGAGUCCCAGCAUGCCUCUACAGGGAGCGACAAGCCCACAUCUGGUCAUAUCUACGAGAGCGACUCCUCAAACCCCUGCAUGCUCUCCCCCUCAUCCAGCGGCCACCUCGCUGACUCAGACACACUCUCCUCAGGGGAAGAAGGUGCUGCUCCUCCCAUGGGAAAAGAUCAAGAGGGCAACAUGGAAGCUGCAAACGAUCCCGGGCAGACAGCGGGAAGGCAAUCGUCAGCUACGUCCACAGGGGGGAGGAAGUCCCGGCGGUCACGUUCAGAGAGCGAGACGAUGCCCAAUGCGAUGGCUGCAAAGAAGAACCGUUGCCAGCCAACCUUGGUAGCGGCUGGAGGGCAGGAAAAACAAACCAAUGGCAAGCUGGCGAAAGUGAAAGGUCACCGUAGCCAGAAACACAAGGAGCGAAUGCGUUUGCUGAGGCAAAAACGCGAGGCGGCGGCCCGGAAGAAGUAUAACCUGCUGCAGGACAGCAGUACGAGUGACAGCGAGCUCACGUGUGACUCCAGCACCAGCUCAUCUGAGGACGAGGAUGACGACACUUCAGGAGGUAGCAAGACAAUCAAGACAGAUAUUACAGCUGGCUUCAGACGUGCAUCGGAGAGAUCCAGAGUGGGCGCCCAGAUCUCUGGGCUGCUGGACACCAGUUCGUGGGACAGGAACGGCAUCGGCAGUGUUCUGGAGGAGGCCAUGACGCGAUUUGCUGUGAUGCAGCGUCAGACCGAGGAGCGCUUCCGCGUCUGGAUGGAAAAGCUUGCACACCUCGACUCAGACAACGACUCGUCCAAACGCUCAAGUGAUGCCCUAGAGGGGCAGCAGCAUCGCUCCCAGGGGAUGCGCCCCUCCCCACCCAGUUCCUUUUUGCCAUCGUCAGAGUCUUCAGAGACUAUGGCUGCCUACAUGUUGGCAAGAGAGAACAACAGUCUCACCUCCACUCCUUUAAACAACAACAACAACAACAACAACAUCCUACCUGAAGUGGUCAAUCAGAAUGGAAAUCUAGGUGUUCCAGACCCUAGUUUCUUGAAUGUUUAGAUUUCACUUACAUACUUUUGAUCUUACCAAGUGUAGAACUAGUUGAUGCAGAAAGCACGGCAAUGGGUACCAAUAGGUAAAACGAUGCGAGGUCACUGAACAGAUACAACAUAAAGAGCAGCCGGGGGCCCCGAGCUGGAGCUUGACUCUGCAGACCCGAGGCCCGGUUUAGCCGCUGGCACUGAAUCACUGUGAGAUUUGACAUUAAGAAUAAUUCAACUCACCUGUUUGAUUUCUGCAGCAUCUCUGACACACAGACACGGGGCACAGCUCGGUAGACUGUCGAGUCAGGGCUCUUAUUCUAUUGCUUAUCUUUUGGCUCGUUUGUUUUUGUGUACCAGCUGUACACACACACACACACACAAACAUGCAGAAGCUGAUUAUGUCAUUCAUUCAGACUGUGCAUUACAGCACCUGGG
Anoplopoma fimbria (sablefish) is the source of this 1987-nucleotide messenger RNA. RefSeq names its product arkadia (rnf111) N-terminal like PKA signaling regulator 2n (gene ark2n). The record is from RefSeq and is a predicted model, not a curated record. Lineage: Eukaryota; Metazoa; Chordata; Actinopteri; Perciformes; Anoplopomatidae. The transcript is spliced from 3 exons. Gene Ontology annotation, molecular function: ubiquitin protein ligase activity. Bases 285 to 1568 code for a protein of 427 amino acids. Gene Ontology annotation, biological process: ubiquitin-dependent protein catabolic process.